Fraxinus pennsylvanica is the source of this 1095-nucleotide messenger RNA. Lineage: Eukaryota; Viridiplantae; Streptophyta; Magnoliopsida; Lamiales; Oleaceae. The record is from the annotation of a GenBank genome assembly.
AUGUCAACGAAGACGGGAACAACUUUUGCCUUGUCGUUUUCUCCGUUUCACUUGCAUUAUAACCUGACUCUAACACUGAUUUUCACAUGGCAGUGGUUCACAAGUGGGAGCCCCGACAAGUUGCCAUCUGCUCAGUCUCACACGCAGGCAGCCCAGGGCAGGGAGAGCCCUAGGUACGCAAAGUACAGAAACAUCAACUGUAGCGAGAUCUAUGACACGUACGGCAGAUUAUUCGGCGACACUGGUGACUCAACCAAGUAUGCGUUGUCUCCAACCAAGCUGUUGCAGCAUGGCUUUGAUCUGGGAACAGAUAGCGAUAGGGAGUACGGAGAAGAUAUUCACAAUGGCAGUUCUACGCAAUCAAAUCUGACUGCCUCUCUGUCGGAAGACUCUAUUUCUUUCUCCAAGGUGGAUAUUAUCACACCGGCGCAGGAAAUGUUGGCUAAACAACUGACCUGCGUUAUAGCCCCAGGGAGAAGUCUUCUUGUUACUGGUCCAAAUGGGAGUGGAAAGAGUUCCAUCUUCAGAGUCCUUCGAGGCCUGUGGCCCGUGGUCAGUGGAAUACUCGUUAAACCACACCAACAGAUUAAUUCUGGAUCUGGGUGUGGUCUUUUCUAUGUGCCUCAGAGACCAUAUACAUGCUUGGGAACCCCAAGGGAUCAAAUCAUAUAUCCACUCUCCCUUGAUGAAGCAGAGAAAAGAGCAUUAGGUCACAAAUCUGUUGGCGUGACAGACAGUUUGGAUGCACACCUAAAAACUAUUUUGGAGAAUGUUAAGUUACUCUACCUUUUGGAAAGAGAAGGCGGAUGGGAUGCUAACCAGAACUGGGAAGAUAUUUUGUCUCUUGGGGAAAAACAGAGACUGGGCAUGGCACGACUAUUCUUUCACAAGCCCCAAUUUGGAAUCCUUGACAAGUGCACCAAUGCUACCAGUGUUGAUGUUGAAGAGCACCUUUAUAGCCUUGCUAAUAAUUCAGGAAUCACAGUUAUAACAUCCUCACAGUUUCUAGUUUUACCUCGUAGUGAUGAUUAUGGGCACGAGGAGGCCUAUUGUCUGAUUGUCUCAUUCACCAUUACGUUCAAUUCUUUUCUAUAA